AUGGAGGUGUUAUAUAUUUUCUUGGCGGCCAUUUUGUGUGCAACGCAAGCUCAAGUUAUACCAUUGACCUCACCAUGCCAGACCCAAGUCGUCACAACACAACCCGUAGUCGCAACCACUAUAAUAGACAACUCAGUAUCAAACGCCUUAGCAAAUGCUCUUCAACUACUAAUCGUCAGCAACCUAAUAGAAAAUACGAUGAAUUCUCCUUGUGGAUUUAAUACAUUGCAGGGUACGGUAGCACCGUUAUGUGAUACUAUUCCUUUCCAAGCUCCAUUGUAUUCACCAGCAAUCGAUGUCAUCACACCUGACUAUCUAUCUUAUCUACCUUUUGAUCCAGUAAUAUCACCAUGUGAUGUUGUCGCCCCUUAUGAACCAGUUAUUGAUAUAAUUCCAAAUGUUAUUUAUCCAGAAGUGAUUCCAAAUGGUUAUGGAUGCGGUUGUGAUAUUCCAUUCGUGCCCAAUUUUGGUUGUGGAAACAUUCCAAACAUUGGUUGCGGUUGUGGUUGCAAUAAUGGCUAUUCUAGUCUGGCGAAUAUUCUGCCAAAUAUUCUACCAGGGAUUGGCUUGCCAAAUAUAGGUUGUGGUUGUAACAAUUUUGGUUUUGAAGUUAACCCGUUUGGUCCGUUGUAUGCUUGUGACCAAUGUGGGCCGAUUGUACCUGAAGUAAUAUUUCCUGGAGUGGUUGCACCCCAAAUAGUAGAAGCACAGCUGGGCCCGAUCAGGCCAGGCACACUAAAAACUCCUGGUCCUAUAGAAAGCUCAAAAGAAAUAUUACCGACAUCUGCGUCAAACAGACCACAGUCGUUUGAACGAAUGGCCCCAAAAUGUUAUCCAGAAACCGCUAAAGCAUAUUUUUUACCUGCACCACCAGUAGCACCAAUUGUAACAAUUUUAGACACAAAUUCCAUGGACAUAGCUUCAAAUUUUAGAUCUAGUUUUAAAGAAAUAUCAUCAAGUCCGCCUGUAUCACCACAAUUGUCUAUAAAUCAGGUUGGUUUCGUACCUCCACCAAUACAGGUGUUGCCAGAUUUAAUAGAUGAAGUUCCCUUAUUAAUUCAAGAUCGGUUUAGUCGUUUGGCUGAAUCGGAGGAUGUUGGUACAGUAUGUGAUACUUGUGCGUUAGUUGCAAAGUUGCCAAUUUAUAAUUUUGACCAAGAGCUAUUGAACGGGUUUCUAGCUGGUCUUGGUUUGUAA
This is a messenger RNA of Arctia plantaginis, 1197 nucleotides long. The record is from the annotation of a GenBank genome assembly. Lineage: Eukaryota; Metazoa; Arthropoda; Insecta; Lepidoptera; Erebidae.